AAGUGGGAAUACCCUGAACCUCUGUGUUUUCAGAAGCGACGUCAGUUUGAAUGUUUCCCGCUUCGGCGGUGAAUGGGCUGUGAUAUGUAGCGGGCGAGAGUCACACAGGGAGUGAUACCGGAGCGGGCAUUACGUGUGGGGAAUCGGCCGGAGACGCUGCUCUUCGGCCUGUGAAACAUGACGUCUCGGAGCCUGCAGUACGUCAAUGGCUGCCUCCCAAUGCUUCAGUUAGAGGAAGAGGAUCUAGAGAGGAAUCCUCAGUUUAGUAAACUUCUACUAGAAUUAUGCCAGAUUCUGGAACCAAGUGGAGCAAGUGCCAGGCUAUGCCGUGAGGUGGAGAAGGCACAGAGAGAGCUACGACUGCAGAGGAAGGUUUGGCUCAGGUCUGAAGUUAUUCAUCGGCUGAUACAGGAGAUAUUAAUGGACUUGCGGGUGAAGAAGCAGGAGGGCACAAUAACUGAUGAGGAGAAUAAGUUUCAUGACGGCCUUCAGCAGUGUUUAUUGGUCUCCGAAUGCUCACAUCUCCUGCCUUCUGAAUCUGAGCCAGGCUCUGUACCUCUUCUUGGAUUGGAGAAUGAAGACCUGCAUGACCUUCUGCCAUCACAUAUGGAUGUUCUUUGGAUAAGGGAACGAUUUCACAAGCAGGUGGAAGAAGCCCUUCGAAAGAAAUGCUUCACUUGUCUGUCUUUUCACCAGCCAGAAACAGAUGAGGAAGGUGAAGUUCUUCGUGCAGCAAAAGCUCUUCGUCUGGCCACAACGCUGGAGGAUGAAAAAGGGAGGUUAAAAAAUGAACAAGAAAAACAUCAGGAAAUUGGAUCUUUAUUGGAAAAGCAGCAAGAGUUGUAUCCCUCUGUGCUUUUGCGGUGCCUUUCACUCCUCCGGCAGGCAGCCUCCGAUCUACGCCUUCAGGCUCAGUCUGAGAUAGACAGGAUUAAUGCGGAAUACCUGGAAACAAAGAGUAACGCUUUAUUCUUAAAACUACGGAUGGAAGAGCUUCAAGUUCUCACUGACACUUACACCCCUGAAAAGGUUGAAGUUCACAAAUACAUCAGGUCCAGUUUAGAGGCUGCUGUGAAGGCUGAGAAGACUGAACUAUCUUCAUCUAGACAGAUCCUAGCCUCGUAUGAAUUCUUGGGCACAAAAUUUGAGGAACUGGUUCAAGAAUAUACUCGUCUGAGAGAUAAAAUUAAGAACAAUCGCUGGGCAAUUCAGGAGCUCAGCAAAACCUUAUCCUGAGGGAUGAUGAAAGAUUUGCAUCCAGCAGAGCUCAAUCCCAGGAGAAGGCAUGGUCUUCUAUUUGCUCCUCCUCAAAUGAUUUUCUUUGCACCAAGUGUUUGUAUGUCUGUACAUUGUCUAUAUGUGUAAUGCGAAGCUCUGGGCUAAGCCAUUUCAGCUGUUCUGAGAUUUCCCUCAUAUAUGCAGGAGCAAUGCAACGCAGAUGUCCUCUUCUGUAGUAGAAUUUAGCUGCUGGCUUCUUUAAACCAUUUAUAGAUUAUACAGUUAUAAUAGCAAUAAAGAACAUUAAAGCACAGCUUCACAUUAGAUUUCUGUACAUAAUAUACAUGUUUGUCUAAUGUUAAAUAUGUAACUUCAUGCACUUGACAAAUUUGAAAUAAAAAGGAUUGUGAUAGAAAUCUUGAAUGAAAAUGUCUUUAGGUGUUCUGCGUAAUUUCUUAAGAGACUGAAGAGCG
This is a messenger RNA of Bufo bufo (common toad), 1691 nucleotides long. RefSeq names its product HAUS augmin like complex subunit 4 (gene HAUS4). The record is from RefSeq and is a predicted model, not a curated record. Bases 178 to 1236 code for a protein of 352 amino acids. Gene Ontology annotation, molecular function: microtubule minus-end binding. Lineage: Eukaryota; Metazoa; Chordata; Amphibia; Anura; Bufonidae. Gene Ontology annotation, cellular component: HAUS complex. The transcript has 9 exons. Gene Ontology annotation, biological process: centrosome cycle; spindle assembly.